GAGGAAGGAAGAGYACGCCCAGAAAGAGGCCAGGAGAAAAGUGUUGAUUGGAGACAUGCAGAGAAUUAUGAGCCUCGGUACAACCAGUUAGGCAAGUAAGGACAUGGCAGAAUUCAUCCUGCUGCAGGAUGAGAUUCACCGGUCCUACUUUACUAACUGGGAUGACCGAAUCUCAGGUCUAGAGACCAGUCAUUCAGCUUUGUCAAAGAAGCUGGAUGACAUCUCUGCGCAGCUGAGCAACAUUGCCAAACAGCUGCAGAUCACCCCUGUUCAGACUGUUCCUCCUUCUUCUGGCCCUUCUGCAGCACCUGUCCCAAAAUCCCCACACUCCAGACCUACAUCCCCACCUCUUACACCCAAGUCACCAGCACCCUCUCAGUCCUCAGCCCCAUUUGAGCCGCAGCGGCCCAAGCUGACCCCUCCACCAAUGUUCUCAGGAGAAGAUCCUAAGGUGGAUGUGGCAGAUUGGGUGACUGCGCAGCGAACCUACCUGAGUGGGUUCAAAUGCGACGAGGAUGUCAAGGUUGUAGACCAGUUCUCAGAUCUUAUGGAGGAGCCUACUGGACUUGUCCAUAGGCAGACCAAACAUAAGAUUGAGAUCCUACCUGGCUCGGUCCCUCCCAAGGGCCGGGUCUACAGGAUGUCUCCUGCUGAACUUGAAGAGCUCAGGAAACAGUUAGAGACCCUGACCAGCAAGGGCUGGAUCAGGCCCAACACAUCUGAGUUUGGGGCACCGGUCCUCUUUGUUCCAAAGGGGAAUGGUGAGUUCAGGAUGUGCGUGGACUAUCGUGGUCUCAACAAAAUCACGAGGAAGUCUACAGAGCCCUUUCCUCGCAUUGAUGACCUGUUGGAUAUGGUGCAGGGCUGCACUAUUUUCAGCAAGAUCGACCUCAAAUCUGGCUACCACCAGAUUGAGAUGGCUGAAGGCGAUGUCCACAAGACAGCCUUCAAAACCAGGUAUGGGACUUACGAGUACCUGGUUAUGCCAUUCGGUCUUUGCAAUGCGCCAUGCACUUUCCAAACAGAGAUGCACCGCAUACUGAGGCCUUACCUGGACAAGUUCGUAGUCGUCUACCUGGACAACAUCUUGGUAUUCAGUCGUUCUGUCCAGGAGCAUGCACAACAUCUGGCUCUGGUCCUCCAGGCCUUACGUGCUAACCAGUAUAAGAUCAACAGGGAGAAGUCCUCUUUUGGAGUUCCCUCUGUAAUCUAUCUGGGACACGUGAUUUCUGGAGAGGGGUUGGUUCCUGAGGCAACAAAAGUUGUUGCAGUUCAGGACUGGCCACGACCUGCUAACAUUCGUGAUGUCCGGUCUUUCUUGGGGCUUGCAUCCUACUACAGGAAGUUCAUUAAGAACUUCUCAGCGAUUGCAGCUCCCCUGACUGAUCUUACAAAGAAAGACACUUCCUUUCUUUGGGCGUCUGAAUGUCAGGAGGCCUUCACACGUCUCAAGGAGGCCUUGAUUCGUGCCCCUGUCCUGAAGUUACCUGACCCUACCUUGCCUUUUGUACUGACUACUGAUGCUAGCCAGUAUGGUGUAGGGGCGGUACUUCAGCAGGAUGAUGGGAAUGGUCUUCAGCCUAUUGAGUAUAUGAGCAAGAAGAUCAAAACCAAGAAGCUGCAGGACUCUACCUAUGAGAAGGAGCUCUAUGCUCUUGUGUCAGCGCUCAAGCAUUGGAAGCACUUUCUCCUGGGCAAGCACUUCAAGAUCUUUUCAGAUCACUCCACCCUUCAGUGGAUGAAGUCCCAGGGAGAGCUGAAUGACAAGCUUGCUCGCUAUAUCCAGUUCAUUGACAUGUUUGACUUUGAACUGAGACACAAGAAGGGCUGCUACAAUAGAGUCGCAGAUGCCCUUUCUCGUAGGCCUGUCGCUCUCUUUCUGAUCUCCUUUACUCACUCGUUUGGAGAGAGGACCCGUCAGACCAUUGCCGAGUUGCUGCCCCAGGAUGAGAUCUUUGGGCCUAUUGUGAGGAAUCUCCAGGACGAUCCUGCCUCUGAACUAGGGUACUCUCUGGUCUCAGGCCUGCUGUACACGUGCAGCAGAGGCGAGGAGCGCCUGUGCAUUCCCCAGGACCGCAAGCUGAGGACACUUCUGAUGUCAGAGUGUCAUGACGCUCGUGGUCACUUUGGUGCCCUCAAAUCUUAUGCAGCCCUGUCGCAGCGCUUCUUCUGGAAGGAGUUGAGGAGUGGCAUGCUGCACUAUGUGGAAACCUGUGAGUUAUGCCAAAGGAACAAGGUGGUACGACGACUUGGCUUACUCAAACCCCUACCUAUCCCUGAUGCUCCUGCACAGUCAGUUUCUAUUGAUUUUACCGACUUGGGUAGGACUACACCACGAGGUAUGGGUCAGGUCAUGGUAUGUGUGGAUCGAUUCUCCAAAUAUGCAGAGUUCAUCCCCUUACCAGCUGAGGCUCGUGUGCCGGCCGUCCAGGCGGCGUUUGCUGACAGGUGGGUUACACAUCAUGGACCACCCACCUCCAUUGUCAGUGACAAAGAUCCCCGUUUUUGCAGCAAUGAAUGGCAAUCCUACUGCAGGGAUUACCUUCAUUCGAGGUUGGACAUGACAUCUGGUCGUCAUCCUGAAGCCAAUGGUUAGGCUGAAGUGAUGAACCAGAUUCUGUUCCAAUUGCCGCGUCCCGUGAUC
Messenger RNA from Chara braunii, 2644 nucleotides. The record is from the annotation of a GenBank genome assembly. NCBI's taxonomy places the organism in Eukaryota, Viridiplantae, Streptophyta, Charophyceae, Charales, Characeae.